CCUAGAGCCAGCAAAUUUUGAAUAAUGUAUUUCGACCCCCUAACAAUUUUCAAGAACUAGGUGCCUCUGUAGAAUGGGUUGAUGCAACUCAAAUGAUAGAAGAAAUGAGAGUAGAUGUCCAAAAUGUUCUUUCCUGGAAACAAGAAGCUGUUAAAAAAAUAGCUGAAGUAGCCGAGCAUGCUGCAUUUACUCACCAACAUGAUAAAAAUAUCAAGUAUGAGUAUUAUAAUGCUAGACUUGAUGAUGAAAAGGAAGCUGAUGUUAGCAAUAAUGAAGUCAUUAGGAAACCAAAGCAUAAAAAAAGUAUUCGAGAUCUGGAUAUGAAGCCACAUAGAAAAUUUGCCAAUGCACCAGUAAAUUUUAAACAUAGUUCAGUUCAUGUCCCCACAAAUGUUUAUGAUCAAGACCCUAAAGUGCUUAAUGCUAUUAAGUGGUCUGAGUAUCUCACUCCCACAUUUGGAAAUAAUUUGGCAGCAGAUCCGACUCUAAAUUGGCAAUAUUUUGGUAGCAGUACUGGUUUUUUACGAACAUAUCCUGCUACAGUGUGGACUCAAGAAGGUAGAGAAAAACCUGAUUUAUAUGACUGCCGUACACGUUCUUGGUAUGUCAAAGCUGCUGCCUCAGCAAAAGAUAUAGUUAUUCUUGUUGAUGGUAGUGGGUCUAUGACUGGCAUUAGAAAAGAAAUUGCACGGAAUGUCGUUGCAGACAUACUUGCUACACUUACGGAAGAUGAUUUUGUAACUGUCCUUAGAUUUUCUGAAGAGAUUACUCCAAUUGUUCCAUGUUUUGAAAAUUCCCUUGUCCAAGCUACUGAAGAAAAUGUUCGGGAGUUUAUGAAACAUAUGAAGAAAAUGGACACGUCAAAUAUUGCAAAUUUCACACUGAGUUUAAUUACAGCUUUUGAGUUGUUGCAAAGAUACAACAAGUCUUGUUUAGGAACUCAGUGCAAUCAAGCCAUUAUGAUAAUAACUGAUGGAGCUCCUAAUACAUUUGAAGAUAUAUUUCGGCGUUACAACUAUCCAAAUAUACCUGUGCGUGUUUUUACAUAUCUUAUUGGUAAGGAAGUCACAGAAACUCAUGAAGUUAACUGGAUGGCUUGUGCUAAUAAAGGUUAUUAUACUCAUAUGGCAACUUUAUCUGAAGUGCGGGAUAAAGUGCAGAAAUACAUUCCUGUUAUGAGCAGACCUAUUGUACUUUCUCGUGCACGACCAUUUGUAUGGACAUCUGUUUAUGCUGAUGUUCCUGCGACUGAUUUGACUCUAGCAGAAUGGGAGGAUAGGGAAUUUGAGCGUAUUCGUCAUAAACUUAAUGCAAUGCGGCGUGAAAUGUGGUUUGCUUCACAAGAAGAUGAUGAACCUGAUGAUCCUGGUAGUACACCAGAACCUAUACGAGAACAUAAAGAAAUAAGGCCUUUGCAAUUAAUGACUACUGUUGCCACACCUGUGUUUGACACAAGAAAUAUGAAAUCUGCGGUUCUGUUGGGAGUUGCUGGUACAGAUGUUCCUAUUCGAGAAAUUACAAAAUUAACAAGAGCUUAUAAGCUUGGUGUUAAUGCCUAUUCUUUUGCUAUCACAAACAAUGGCCAUGUUUUGUUUCAUCCAAAUCUUCAACCAUUAUUUCAAGAUCUUUUGAAACCUGGUUACCGAAAUGUUGAUUUGACAGAGGUUGAAUUAGUUGAUACAGAUUCAGGACUUUAUGAAUUUGAUGAACAGUUAUUAACAAUUAGAAAUUACAUGGUGGACAGAAAAAUAGGCUGGGGGAAAAUACCUGUAAAAAUACCAAUUGAUGAUUUUAGAAGAGUUGUUACAAGAGUUAAUUCUUAUUACUAUGGGCCUAUAAAUGCUACUCCAUUUUCAUUGGGUGUAUCUCUCCCUGAGCCUUAUGGGCGUUACCGUGUAGUUGGUCAAGUGGAAGUGAAGAGGAAAGGUGAAGAUUGGUUGCAGUAUUUUCGGGGAAAUAACUGGCGUGUCCACCCUGAUUGGAUUUAUUGUGAGAAUUCUCAGAAAGAGGAUAAUGAUUAUACAACCCCUGAAGAAAACAUUAAAAAGUUUUUGUCAGAAUCUCUCUCAACUCAAAAUUUUAGAUGGAGUACAACUAGCACCCGUCCACCAAUAUUUGAUAAACCUAUAUGUGAGAAAGACCUAAUACAAAGUCUUGUCUUUGAUGCAAAAGCAACAUUAGUGGAUCAUGAAAAGUGUCAAAAAGAAAGUGGAGUCAAAAAUUAUGA
Messenger RNA from Stegodyphus dumicola, 2227 nucleotides. RefSeq names its product voltage-dependent calcium channel subunit alpha-2/delta-3-like. NCBI's taxonomy places the organism in Eukaryota, Metazoa, Arthropoda, Arachnida, Araneae, Eresidae. Gene Ontology annotation, molecular function: voltage-gated calcium channel activity. Gene Ontology annotation, cellular component: voltage-gated calcium channel complex. The record is from RefSeq and is a predicted model, not a curated record.